Molecule: messenger RNA, 3760 nt
Organism: Cephus cinctus (wheat stem sawfly)
Lineage: Eukaryota; Metazoa; Arthropoda; Insecta; Hymenoptera; Cephidae
Product: glutamic acid-rich protein
Exons: 4
Coding region: 675-3317 (880 amino acids)
Cellular component (GO): nucleus
Molecular function (GO): zinc ion binding
Source: RefSeq, a predicted model, not a curated record
CUUAAAGCCGCGUCGAAGCAUGCCUAUGGGCAUGACUAAAGGCAUUACUACGUUCUUUUUUUUGUUGGAAUAGAAACUCGUAAUUGUAAACAAUAUUAAACGGAAGGGUUAUGAUUGAAUCCAAUAUAUUCACAAUAAAGUAAUUGAGGAAGUAGAAUUAUCAACAACAGGAAGUUGAGAAAAGUGACGCCUUUUCCACAAACCUAUGCCACAAGUGCGCCUUUGAGUUGAAUCAGUGUAACAAAUUUGUGCAAAAGUAUAAACAGGCUCGUCAUACCUUAGCAUGGUCCAAACCUACCCAACAAAAGAAUCGUUGCAGUCUCUGUGCACAGACAAGCAAGACUGCACAGUUAUUUCAACUUGCGAAUGAUGAACAGUCUGUUGAUAAAUCUGCAAAGAAGAUCUAUGAAUGCUUCGAGCAAGAUCCUCCAAAGAUACAUGUAUGCAAUCUGUUGAUAUGUCUGCAAUGUCGGUACAAUUUGGAUAUACUCUCCGACUUGAAGGCUUUAUCUCUAAAAUCAGUUGAGAAACUGAAGCGAAUAUCUGCAAAUAAACUGAGUCUCUCGGCUUUAUCGAAGACAUCAACAUUUGUGGUAAGUCGGAAAACUACGUCUAUUAUCCGUGACAAAAUUGACGUAAUUGAGAUAUCAGAUACCGAAGCUGAUUCGAGCAGCAUGAAACCUAAAACACGUCGUACGCAGUCUAAACGGGCGACGAAUGGUAAUAUUAUUAAAACGAGAGCAAAGAAACCAAAUCGAAUGUGUGGACAGUGUCAUAAUACAAUCAAAAGUGGCGUUGACAUGUACAGAUUUCACAGCACAGGUGUGACUGUAUGUAAAUUUUGCUGGAGCACGAUGGAUCCUUCCAAGACAUCACCAAAUAAAAAAAGAGCACAGGGUUCCCUGGAAAAGAAGAAGACAAAAUUAUGCUCAGUGUUCUUAACAGAUGUAAUGGGUGAUGCAUCCUUGAGAGAUAACAGGGGUUACAAAAUAGAAAAAGACGAAGAGGGUAAUACUACAUUUAUUUUAAUGGACGAUAGCUCAGAAGAAGACAAUUCAACUGUAAAAAUAAAGAAAGAAGUAAAAGAAUCUGUGCCCAGGCAGCUUAAAAUGCGAGGCAGAAAAAGCAGAAGUGACAUAGAUGAUUCAUCAGUCAAAUCUAAACCUAUUAAGAAAUUAAAGUCCGAUGGUGAAUCAAGUAAACAAACCUUUAAUCCAAGAGUGAGAAGGUCUCUAAGACAGAAAACAAUAAAAAUUGAAGAAGUAGAUGAUAUUGAUUCCGACACGAUUGUAUCGAAAAAAAGAAAUGCUCGUAAAGUACAGACACAACCCGAAAAGAAAAAGAAACCCACUAAAAGAACCUCGUUUUCGGAUGAUGACUUACAAAUAAUAGGCUCAAGAGUUACUCGAACAUCUUUACGGGCACGAAAAUCUGACGUUAGUCAAUCAGAGUUAUCGGCAUCGAUAAGUGGAUCUUCUUCCGGUGAAUGCGGUUCUCCGCGCCGUAAAAGGAAAAAAGCAGUUGAUGUAAUACCCAUGACGGAAUUGUUUGAGAAAAAUGUAGCUGACGUAGUGAAGCUAAACACUCGUUCCAGUUCAAUAUCAAGCAAGGAAUCAUCGCCAUCAGAUUUCAAGAGUCUUGAAAAGUCGUUAAAAUUGUCCACCAGCUCAAAGAAGAGUUCACAGAAGAAGAAUAAAUUCAUGAAGAAGACCAUUGAAAAAUUGAAGAAGGACAAGGAAGAGUAUGUCUGCACUAUUUGCAACGUUGGCUACAAAAACAAACUCAUUGGAAUGACUCAUGAACUGUCACAUUUGAAACAGCCAGAAGUUACAUUAUGCAGAAUACGACCGACAAGUAACUCUGACAAGAUGAAGGUAACUGCAACCACAGAAUCAACCAAAAGCAAUGUGAACAAUGAUGUUAGUUUGGAGGAACAAUCUCACGACAUCAGUAGUACAUCGGAUGCUCUUCGUGAAAAAGUUAAUCGAGAAACUGCUCAAAGUGGGUCUGAUGUCAUUUCAUUAAAACAGAAGGAAGAUUCAAGCAAGUAUAAAAGAGUAGAUGGUGAAGGUGUGGCUGAAUCUAAAGAUCAGGUUUCAACAGAGGAAAAAUCAGCAGAAGUCGAACUUCCCAAAGAGAAAGAAGUAACUUCCGAACAAGAAAAGGAACUUGAAAAGUCCAAAGACGAGACGACGCAAAAAAAUGGGAAGAAGAGAAAGUUAUGUUCUGUGGUAGAUAGUAUAAAUAAUGCAGAUGAAAAAGUAGAAGAAAAUAAUAAAGAAGCUCUAAAGUCCAUUGAAGAAGAGUGCAAAACAGGAAAGGCAGAGUCUGUAGAUGUUGAACAAGAAAAAGAGAUAUCGGAGGAUGCUUUAAAGUUAUCUGUUGAGGCAAAAGAAUCGAGCCUAGAUCCUGAACCAAUCAGUCAAGCAGAAGUUAUUGCAGAUGUGAACGAGAGUAGGCAUGAAGUGAAGAAAAACUUAUCAGAAUCGUUGAAAACGACAACAAAGGUGACUCCAACUGAAAAUGUUAAAUCAACUACGUCAAAUGACAUUAGUGUAGUAGAAGAUGUUGUGGAAGCAGAUAUUCAGACGGAAGUAUGUCCAACGAUAAAAGAACUGUCUUCCAAAGAUGCUCCGAAAGAGGCAGUAGAAGCUGAUGAAAAGGAAAAUGUUGAGAAAGGCAUCGAAGAGAAAGAAAAAGUCUCAGAAACAGCACCAACACUUAGUAAUUUGAAUGAUUCAAUUACAAAGGUUCCUGAAUCAAAGGAGUUAACAGACGAUAAGCCUGAAAAAAAUACAGAAGAAGAUAAACACGUAGAAGAAGAAGAUGAUGAUGAAGAAAUCAUAACAAGUAUUUACGUAGCAGAUGAUGAAUCCCCACAGUUAGAAGAAGAUGAAAAAGAAGAUCAACAGAAAGAAGAAAAUAACAAAGAAGCUAGUGAAGACAUUCACGAAGCGAAAUCUAAAGAAAAUGGAAAUAUUGUAUUAUUAGAUACCAGUGUAAAGGAAGAUAGCAAUACGAACGAGGACACCAAUAAAGAGUCGGUAAAAUUAGAAGAAGUGUUAACAAAAAUGUUUGAAGAAGAAACGCCAGUAACGAGAAAUCAAGAUAAUACGCAGACUUCGAAACUAAUUGACCAACGUGAAGAGGGCGUACCAGAAACUUUGGAAAAUAUAUCAAAAGAGAUUUGUAAAGAGUCCCAUGAAAAUGAAAAGGACGGAUCAAAAAACUCAUCAAUACGUUCCUCAGACCUUGAUUUUCUAAAGGGAGAGUGUUUGGAGAAGAAGAAGAAGAUUCAAGAAGAAUAUAUUGCCUAGAACACAUCAAAUCCAUCGAAAUGAAACUCUCAUGGAAAUAUGAACGAAAAGUAAAUCAGUGCUCUAAAAGUGGCUCGUUUAACUAAUUAUAUUCUUGAUGUGAUUGGUAUAUUGAGACUGUUGUACAUGCGACAUUACGAAAAAGAAAAGCGCGUUUCUUUGUGCAACAUCUUUUUUUGUUCUUUUUUUCUCUGAAGUUUUUCCAAUUCAUUUUAAAACUCUUAUAAUUUCUUAAUAUUAACCUGAAACCGUGUUCUUCUUUGUAUGCAUACAAUACUAGUUUUUAUCAAAACAGGAAAUAUCGAUGAUAAAAAAAAUACAGUGUGCGAUUUUCUGGUUUUAUUGUAAAUACAUACAUUUCAAUUAUUCAAAUAUACCCUACAAAUUUUGGUAACAUAUAUGAAAAUUUGAAUGUACUAACGAAAUAGAAAUGAUUAGAAAUA